CGGAGAGAUUAUGGAUAGAUGGCGGCGUUCCUUCAAAUCAAUUCUUUCUCCUCCUUCCUUCCCCGCUACUCGAAACCGCCGUCGCCGCCGCCCCUUUCUUUUCUACACUUUCCAUUCAAAAAAUCGAAAUUCCACCGUCGUCUUCGCUCCUCGCUAACCCAUUCCGUUUCAACACCACAGUCCCCUCUGCCCAACUCAACUCUCGAUGACCUCUUCUUCUUCCUCCACGUGUCGGGUCGCUACGGCGACGCUGAGCUGGCGAGGGCGGUUCACGCCACCGUCCUCAAGCUCGAAGAAGACACCCAUCUUGCCACCGCUCUCAUCUCCGCCUAUAUCAAGCUCGGCCUUUUAUCCGACGCUUACCGCGUUUUCCUUGCCCUCUCUUCCCCCAACGUCGUCUCUUACUCUGCUUUAAUUUCUGGGUUUUCCAAGUCCCAUCGAGAACAAGAAGCACUGGACCUCUUCUUUCGGAUGACAAGUUCAGCAGUUGACCCCAAUGAAUAUACCUUUGUCGCUGUUUUAACUGCUUGCAUUCGACUUCUGCAUCUUCCAUUGGGUCUUCAGAUACAUGCCGCUGUGAUCAAAACCGGGCAUUUGGACUCUGUUUUUGUUGCCAACGCGCUUAUGUGUUUGUAUGCAAAGUGUGGUUCUUACCGAGUUGUGCUUAAACUGUUUGAUGAAAUGCGCCAGAGAGAUAUUGCGUCCUGGAACACUGUUAUGUCGGGUGCGGUGAAGGAGUUCAUGUAUGGGACUGCGUUUGGGUUGUUCCGUGACAUGCAGGCAACUGAUGCAUUUAGAGUGGAUUAUUUUACUCUGUCAACCCUUUUGGCAGCGUGUGCUGCCAGUGCUUCGGUAAUGGAAGGCCAGCAAGUUCAUGCGCAUGCUAUUAAGGUUGGGUUGGACACUGAUUUGAAUGUUAGCAAUGCCCUUAUUGGAUUUUAUACCGGGUGUGGAACUCUUGAGGAUGUGCUGUGGUUGUUUGAGAGGAUGGCUGUGAGAGAUGUUAUAACUUGGACUGAGAUGAUGGUGGCCUACAUGGAGUUUGGGUUGGUGAAUUUAGCACUGAAGAUAUUUGAUGAGAUGCCAGAAAAGAAUUCUGUAUCUUAUAAUGCUCUUAUGUCUGGGUUUUGUCAAAAUGGUGAAAGUUUAAAGGCUUUGGAUUUAUUUAUCAAAAUGGUGGAGGAGGGCAUGGAGUUAACGGAUUUCUCUUUGACUAGCGGUGUUAAUGCUUGCAGUUUGCUUGCUGACCUUAUGGUCAGCAAGCAGAUUCAUGGAUUUGCCCUCAAGUUUGGUUUUGGAUCAAAUGCCUGUGUUGAAGCUGCGUUGCUUGACAUGUAUACAAGGUGCGGGAUGAUGGAAGAUGCUGACAAGAUGUUCUGCAGGUGGGAGUUAGAGGAAUUCAGCUCUGUAGCUUGGACAUCUAUGAUAUGUGGCUAUGCUCGAAAUGGGCAACUAGACGAGGCAAUUUCUCUUUUCCAACGUAGUCAAUCAAAAGGGGAAAUGAUUAUGGAUGAAGUUGCAUCAAGUUCAAUGCUCGGUCUUUGUGGAACUAUCGGUUAUCAUGAUAUGGGUAAGCAAAUCCACGGCCAUGUUCUUAAAUUUGGGUUUCAGUCUAAUGUGGAAGUCGGAAAUGCUGUUGUUAGCAUGUAUUUUAAGUGUGGGAAUGUGGAUGAUGCAAUUAAGGUGUUUAAUGAUAUGCCCUCUACUGAUAUAGUUUCGUGGAAUACUUUGAUUUCUGGCCAUCUUAUGCACAGACAGGGAGAUAGAGCAUUGGAAGUAUGGUCAAAUAUGCAGGAGGAGGGCAUAAAGCCUGACCAAGUUACCUUCGUUUUGAUAAUUUCAGCUUACAGGCAAACCAGCUUGAAUUUGGUUGAUGAUUGUCGUAUUUUGUUUGACUCAAUGAGAACUGAAUAUCAAAUUGAGCCCACAUCCGAGCAUUAUUCCUCCUUCAUCAGUGUUUUGGGUCACUGGGGUCUUCUGGAAGAAGCGCAAGAAACCGUCAAUGAGAUGCCUUUUGAGCCUACUGCUUUUGUUUGGCGUGCUUUGCUUGAUAGUUGCAGGCUACAUAAGAAUAUAGUGAUUGGAAAAUGGGUUGCUAAGCACAUUCUUGCCCUGGAACCUAAAGAUCCGUCUACCUUUAUACUUGUUUCAAAUUUGUAUUCUGCUUCUGGGAGAUGGGACUGCUCUGAAAUGGUCAGACAGAAUAUGAGAGAAAAGGGAUUACGCAAACACCCAGCUCAAAGUUGGAUUAUUUGUCAGAAGAUAAUACAUUCGUUUUAUGCUAGAGAUAGAUCACAUCCACAAGAGAAGGACAUAUAUAGGGGAUUGGAGAUUCUAAUCUUGGAGUGCCUAAAAGUUGGAUAUGAACCUGACACGAGCUUUGUUCUCCAUGAAGUAGAGGAGUUUCAAAAGAAAAAUUUUCUAUUCUAUCACAGUUCAAAACUAGCAGCAACUUGUGGAAUACUAAUGACCAAACCUGGAAAGCCCAUUCGGAUCGUAAAGAACAUCCUUCUUUGUGGGGACUGCCAUACAUUCUUGAAAUAUGUAUCUAUGGUCACUAAGAGGGAUAUUUUUCUAAGAGAUUCUUCGGGAUUUCAUUGUUUCUCUAAUGGCCAGUGCUCGUGUAAAGACUACUGGUGAAACGCUGGUUGAUCUAACUGGUCAUUCUCGUCCAUAUCAGUGAUGUAUGCUGAAAGGUUUUGUAAGUUAUAGGAUAUGUAUAAGAGCAAUGCUAUUUGGAAUGAAAGAUUUUUUGCGGAUGUGACUACAAAUUUUGUGGCACCAAUCAGGUUAGAGGAAAAAAGUAAAACAGAGAGAGGCAGUCGAAGAAAGAUGCUCUUUGCAAAUACUUUGGUAACAAAUUUACUAGUUAGCUCUUUUUUUAUUUUUUAAACAUUUAGCAUUUUUCCUGUGUACAAAAUAUAGCUUCGAUAUUAGCUGCUGCGAUGCAAGUGUAAAUUUGUUUCCAUAGAUGCAAGUAUAAAGCAUAAAUUGACCUUAAGAUCUUACAUCUAUAAUGAAG
Molecule: messenger RNA, 3022 nt
Organism: Gastrolobium bilobum
Lineage: Eukaryota; Viridiplantae; Streptophyta; Magnoliopsida; Fabales; Fabaceae
Product: pentatricopeptide repeat-containing protein At5g03800
Exons: 1
Coding region: 19-2640 (873 amino acids)
Biological process (GO): RNA modification
Molecular function (GO): RNA binding; protein binding; zinc ion binding
Source: RefSeq, a predicted model, not a curated record